AUGUACAGACAUCACUUAUUCCUUUGUCCUCUUGAACUUCCACAGCUUUCCUGGGCAGUGGACUGGACUUGGGUAAGCAAAAGCAUAUGUUUUCUGAGCUUUGGUUCUUCAGCCGUUGGAGACCAUGAGCAAAGUCAUACUCCAGCAAAGCUCUGCGUCCCUGGAAUCGAGGAGUGUAAAGUGCUGCUGGAGGAAAACCAGGGCAUUGCUCCUGUGGUUUCCAGUCACGUGAGCCCAGGAGUGAAACCAGCAGUGGUUGGGCCCUUCAGCUCACACAUGAUGGAAUUUCCAAGAAAACGCAAAGGAAGCGAUUCAGACCCCUCCCAGUCAGAAAUCAUGACAGAAAAAGUGGUGGAAAAGCUUUCUCAGAAUCCCUUUACCUAUCUUUCAACAAAGAUAGAAAUAUCAGCACCCAGUGGCAGCAGAAUGGAAGAUGGUGAGCAACAAGUAAAAAUGAAGUCCUUCAGAGAAGCUCAUAGCCAAACCGAAAAGCGGAGAAGAGAUAAAAUGAACAACUUGAUUGAAGAACUGUCUGCCAUGAUCCCUCAGUGCCAUCCUGUGGCCCGUAAACUGGACAAACUCACAGUUUUAAGAAUGGCUGUCCAGCACCUGAAGUCUGUAAAAGGCAUGACAAAUUCUUAUUUAGGAGAUCACUAUAGACCUUCAUUUAUUCAGGAUAAUGAACUCAGGCACCUAAUCCUUAAGACUGCAGAAGGCUUCCUGUUUGUGGUUGGAUGUGAAAGAGGAAAAAUUCUCUUCGUUUCUAAGUCAGUCUCCAAAGUACUUAAUUAUGAUCAGGCUARUUUGACGGGACAAAGCUUAUUUGACUUCUUACAUCCAAAAGAUGUUGCCAAAGUAAAGGAACAACUUUCUUCUUCUGAUAUUUCACCAAGGGAGAAGCUAAUAGAUGCCAAAACUGGUUUGCCUGUUCACAGUAAUUGUCACGCUGGGAGGACACGUGUGUAUUCUGGCUCCAGACGAUCUUUCUUCUGCCGAAUAAAGAGCUGUAAAAUCUCUGUCAAAGAAGAACACGGAUGUUUACCCAACUUAAAGAAGAAAGAUCAUAGAAAAUUCUGUACCAUCCACUGCACUGGUUACCUGAGAAGCUGGCCUCCAGAUAUGGUUGGAAUGGAAGAGGAGAGGGACAACAAGAAAGACAACAGUCAUUUUACCUGCCUCGUUGCCAUUGGAAGAUUGCAUCCGUUUAUUGUCCCACAGAACAGUGGAGAAAUUAAAGUGAAACCAACUGAAUUCAUAACACGGUUUGCAAUGAAUGGAAAAUUUGUGUACGUAGACCAAAGGGCAACAGCCAUUUUAGGAUAUUUGCCUCAGGAACUUUUGGGAACUUCUUGUUAUGAAUAUUUCCAUCAAGAUGACCAUAGUAACCUGACUGACAAGCACAAAGCAGUUCUACAGAGUAAGGAGAAAAUAUUUACAGACUCAUACAAAUUCAGAGUGAAAGAUGGCUCCUUUGUAACUUUAAAAAGCCAGUGGUUUAGUUUCACUAAUCCUUGGACCAGAGAACUAGAAUAUAUUGUGUCUGUCAACACACUAGUUUUGGGGCAUAGUGAGACCAGAGGAGCAUCAUUAUUUCACUGCAGCUCUCAAUCAUCAGAAGAAUCCCCUAAGCAAUCUUGUAUCCAUGUGCCUGGAAUGUCUACUGGAACUGUACUUGGUGCUGGCAGUAUCGGAACAGACAUUGCAAACGAAGUUCUGAAUUUACAAAGGUUACAGUCUUCGUCCUUUGAUGAUUCAAGUCCAACAGAGCCAAUGAGAGAUAAUCACACUGUCACCUGCAGGAAUAUGUCAAAUCAAGAGUUGUUUUCACUGAGUCCUUCAGAAACAGGGGAGCUGGAGACAACCAGGCAAAGCCAGAGCACUCACGAACCUCUCCUCAGUGACAGCGCACAGCUGGAUUUCGAUGCCCUGUGUGACAAUGAGGACACAGCCAUGGCUGCUUUCAUGAAUUACUUAGAAGCAGAGGGGGGCCUAGGGGACCCCGGGGACUUCAGUGACAUCCAAUGGACACUCUAG
Molecule: messenger RNA, 2034 nt
Organism: Urocitellus parryii (Arctic ground squirrel)
Lineage: Eukaryota; Metazoa; Chordata; Mammalia; Rodentia; Sciuridae
Gene: Bmal2
Product: basic helix-loop-helix ARNT like 2
Biological process (GO): regulation of DNA-templated transcription
Cellular component (GO): nucleus; cytoplasm; transcription regulator complex
Molecular function (GO): DNA-binding transcription factor activity; protein dimerization activity
Source: RefSeq, a predicted model, not a curated record